Messenger RNA from Dromaius novaehollandiae (emu), 6057 nucleotides. RefSeq names its product ciliogenesis associated kinase 1 (gene CILK1). The transcript has 14 exons. Bases 603 to 2474 code for a protein of 623 amino acids. Gene Ontology annotation, biological process: cilium assembly; intraciliary transport; intracellular signal transduction. Gene Ontology annotation, cellular component: cilium; nucleus; cytoplasm. NCBI's taxonomy places the organism in Eukaryota, Metazoa, Chordata, Aves, Casuariiformes, Dromaiidae. The record is from RefSeq and is a predicted model, not a curated record. Gene Ontology annotation, molecular function: ATP binding; protein serine/threonine kinase activity.
CGGGGCGGGGAGGGGGGGGGGUGACUCCGUGCUGCGUCCCGGCCUCUUGUUUUUCCUCCCCCAUUUCCGCCCUUCCCUUCUUGUUUUUCUUUUCUUGUUGUUUUCUUGGGGGGGGGGGGGGGCGUUUAGGCCCGCGCCCUGACGGAAAGCCCGCCGGCGGGGCCUGCGCUGCCCGCGGGGCCGGGGCGCUAUUUUCCCCCCGCCUCGCGCGACCUGCUGCCGCCUGUGAGGAGAGGGCGCCGGGCAAUGGCGCCGGGCUAGCGGCGCCGGGCGGCGGCUCGCCCCGCGCCGAGUUGGGCGUCCCGCGGGCCGGGCCGGCGCCGUUGCCGUUGCGCGGCUCUGCGGGGCCGGCGGGGCGGCUGCCGGCGGCGCGGAUCCGUUGGAGGCCCCUCGCGCGCUGCCUGCGCACCGCGGUGGUUGAGGGGGAAAAGCGACCCGUGUGCGACCAAAGGCUAAGUCUUGAAAACAUGAUUCCUGCAACUAUUCACACUGUCCUGAGUGCUCUGUAUUUAUGCUGCCACAGAAAGAACUGGUUACACUCGGAGAAGAAACACAAGAAACACUAAGGACUGAAAUGCGCUUGCAGCUAAAGUUUCCUCAUCAUGAAUAGGUACACAACUAUCAGACAGCUUGGUGAUGGGACCUACGGCUCUGUCCUCCUAGGGAGAAGCAUUGAAUCUGGGGAGCUAAUAGCCAUUAAAAAAAUGAAGAGAAAGUUUUACUCCUGGGAGGAAUGCAUGAACCUUCGAGAGGUUAAGUCUUUGAAGAAAUUAAACCAUGCCAAUGUAGUAAAACUGAAAGAAGUAAUCAGGGAAAAUGAUCAUCUCUAUUUUGUGUUUGAAUACAUGAAGGAAAACCUUUAUCAGUUAAUGAAAGAAAGAAACAAACUGUUUCCAGAAUCUACAGUGAGGAAUAUUAUGUAUCAGAUCCUGCAAGGACUUGCAUUUAUUCAUAAGCAUGGGUUCUUUCACAGAGACUUGAAACCUGAAAACCUCCUUUGCAUGGGACCAGAACUUGUGAAAAUAGCAGACUUUGGCUUAGCCCGAGAAAUCCGAUCUAGACCUCCUUACACUGAUUAUGUAUCCACAAGAUGGUAUAGGGCUCCUGAAGUCCUUCUGAGAUCCACCAGCUAUAGUUCUCCAAUAGAUAUCUGGGCUGUUGGUUGUAUAAUGGCAGAAGUUUACACAUUGAGGCCUCUCUUCCCAGGCGCCAGUGAAAUUGAUACCGUAUUCAAGAUCUGCCAAGUCUUGGGGACACCAAAGAAGAAUGACUGGCCUGAAGGCUACCAACUUGCAUCCUCCAUGAAUUUUCGCUGGCCUCAGUGUGUACCUAACAACCUAAAAACCCUCAUACCUAAUGCCAGCAGUGAAGCAGUGCAGCUCAUGAGAGACAUGCUGCAAUGGGACCCCAAAAAGCGUCCAACAGCUAGUCAGGCGCUUCGAUACCCGUACUUCCAAGUUGGACAUUCCCUGGGCAUUCAGGAACUGGGAAAACAGAAGGAACUGCAUGAUAAAUCAGCUUUGCAUCAUAUUAAACCUGUCCCUCCAGCGCAACCCCCUCCGAAACCCCACACGCGCGUGUCUUCAAGGCCAUUUCAGCACAGCCAGCCUUCUCAGCAUUUGGUGUAUCCAUAUAAGAUGGACAUCUCUGGAGCUGAUCACAGUAGCCACUUACGGGAAGACAAAUCUAACCAGGUGCUGCUGCCUGCAAUUCACGAUAAGGUCCCUCAGCAGAAAAUAUCUGGUGGAGCUGAAAACAUAAAUAGUGAACUUCAGCCAAAAACUAGGCGAAGAUGGGGGCAUUUUGCUAGAACAGUGAAGAGUUCCGAAGCCUGGGAUGACUUGGAAGAUCUUGAUUUCAGCUCUUCCCUCACAAGAGCUGACUUGAAAAACAAGAAGAGGCAGAGUGAUGAAACUCUUUGUAGAUUUGAAAGCAUUUUGGACCUGAAGCCUUCGGAUGCUGUAGGUUCUGGCAACAGUGCACCUUCGCAUGCUACCUUUCCAAGGCAGGACACUCCCACAUUGCGAGUUUCUGCAGCAAAGCAGCACUACUUGAGACAUUCUAGGUAUCUACCUGGAAUAAGCACAAGGAAUAGCGUAAUCUCCACUUCGAGCAAAGAGUCUGUUCCAUCUAAUCCCUGGCCUAGUUCUGGUUUGCCUGGGAAAGCUUCAGGUUUGGGAGGAAGUAUCAACAGGAUGAAUUCAGGGCCCCUAGGAUCAAGUGGUCUAACUAGUGGUUAUGUCCCUUCGUUUCUGAAGAAGGAAGUAGGCUCUGCUGGGCAGAGGGUUCAGUUAGCACCAAUUGUGGAUCCAUCUUCUAAUUAUGGUUCUUUGAAGUCAGUAGGACCCCAUCUUGGACGACCAUCAUUUAAUUCACCUUCUAAAAGCACACCAAGGUUAAUGCCUCUUCCACCACCAGCUCAGCCAAUCCAUGGGCGUAUUGACUGGUCUUCAAAGUAUGGUGCUCACCGGUGACACAUGGAAAUACUCUUUGAACCAGUGCGUUUCCCAUGAAAUGGUGACUAACGUAAAAUAAUUUGAUAUCAUUUUGUAAACCUGUAAAUUUAAAAGAAACAGAUCCUCUAUGAGUGAAACACUUUGAAGUUUUUUAUUUUUAUUUGUAGUAAUUUGAAUGCAGUCUUGUACCUUUUUGUAUAAAAUUGUUAUAUAAUUGGGUCCAAUUAUUUUCAUAAAUCUGAUACAUUUUGUAUAUAUGGCUUAAGGGGGUUGGCAUUUUUAUAUGAUAAACUUUUAUAAUGAACUUUUUAAAAUUUUAACUGUUUCCUUUAUUAGAUUCAACUUUUUUUAAUGAAAGUGGGUAGAAAAAGCAAAGCGGUGCAAUACUGCAGUGAAAGAACAGUGUUGAGGAAGGGGCAUUCAUCAGACAUUUUCUGAAGAUUAUGUGCUGAGUGUGGUAUUACUGAAAUUAUUACAGCCUCAUCUUGAUGCCAUGCUGCUGUUGUCAUCUACUCAUUUGCUUCAUAUUGACAUCAAAGGAAUGACUGAAGGUACUUUCCUUUGCAGUCAGUGGGGGACUGGUGAAAGUCCCAAGUCAAUGGGAGACUUUUUUUGGUAUUUAUUUUUGCCUUUACAAGGCUUUUGUUGGGCUGCUGUUUAGCUUUCCAGCCCCAUUCUCAGUUCCCAUUGAGGGCUAAUGGGAAUUUGGCCUGAAAGAGAGCAGCAGAAACAGACUCGACUGUUAGAUUGGCUGCAUUCAGCCUGCGUUUUGCUUUUGUCAGAUUUGGGGGAAAUCUUCUGUUUGGUGAUGGGUAUUCAAUAGAUCUGUUUUCUGACAUAGUGUUUAUUUGUCCUGUUUCAAAGUUGUUUCUUGGCAUUGUUCACCAUGAAAUAGAAUGUGGAUCUACUUCAGUGAAAUUUAUUUUAACAUUUCCUAAUGAUUUCUAAGGAAAAAAAACAGAUUCUGCUUUUUUUUUGCUUGCUUUUUUGUUGGUAGGGAAUAUAGGAUCUGAAGACACAUUUAAGACAGUAUUGGCUAUGACAAAGCUGGUUUCACAGAUAAAGUAACAGAGUAUUAGUGACAGCCAGCAGCAGAGUUUAAGGAAACAGUAUCUAUGCAGUUGACUUAAUUUUCACAACAUCCCCCCUCCCUACCCCCUGCCUCUGCAAAUGAGUAAGCUUAAGCUUACUUUAAGUUAUUUUUUUGCUUCAAUACUUUGCUUGCAAUAGAUGAAUAUGCCAGUUCCCAUAAAUUAGGCCCCAGUUUCUACUGGGGAAAAAAAUGAGACCUUACCCUGGUCCUACUAAAAACCAUUCUAAAAUUGCGUUUAGUUGAUUUCACUGAAACUGAUACAGUUCUUUGAAGGAAGAAGUAAGUGACUGUGUUUCAAAGAGAAAAGGAAUUAGUAGGUAAUAGACAAAGGGAAAUGGUCCUGCAGCCUGAGUUAGUUCUGCACUGGAAAGGAGUGCCAGAGUUCAGCCAUUGGCAAAAGGUAAAUUUAGAUCACAGUCAGCGUUUGGGUGUUCUUCCACCUCCUUCCACAGAAAAUUAAGCCUGUGGGUAAAACUGACACAGUGCUGUGGGGGAGCCUCUUCUAGUACAGCUGCGUUUUGAAACAGCACAGCAAAGCUGAAGUGCAUUGUGAAAACACAUCUUCCUGCAGAAGCGUUCAGAAAUGCUCACCUCUUUGGAAACCUUGUCUGAGUUCCUAUCUGUGAACAGAUCAGACAAAUAAAAAUCCAUGCGACUGGGCAGAUAUGGUUCUCUGCAUCUGGCUCUUCUGAAGGGGCUAAGUGGCACAUCUGUUGGUGAGGUCCUCCUGGUGGGAUCUGCCCGCAUCUGCAAGCGGCAGCUGCUGUGGACUGGAGACCUGUAAUGUGCCCUGACCUUUUCGGUGCUUUCCAUGGAGAACGUGUGGGUCCAGAGGAGACUGUACUUCAGAGUCGGCUGCUGGCUCAGUGCUAGGAGGAAACAUGAGGGGCAGGUUGCUUGCAUGGACUCCACAGUAAGACAGUGAUCUCCUGUACAUGGUGGAAAAGGAGCAGAAGGGUCUGUGUUAAAAGGAACAUGCAUAUAGGACUUGUACAUACCAAGGAUAUGUUGUGUGUCCACCUUCUCCAAUUAUUUGUUUAUAACGCAUACUAAUUCCAAACUACACGUAACUGCCUCCAAAGCAGUGAUGCCACUGUGUAGCAAUAAACUAAAGCAGCAAUUUUGAAUUCUAAAGCACACGCUAAUGGUGUAUUUGGGCAAGUGGAAAGGGAAAUAUGUAUAUUUGUGUUAGAACCUGGCUGGAAAGAGAUAUCUGCAUUUAUGUCUAGAUAGCAUUUAAUUUAUUUCCUCACUGGAGAAUUGGUCCCAAGAGGGAAAACCCUGACCGUGUCAUUGCUUAAAUUACCUGCUUAGGUCAGUCUGUUUCAUGCACUUGUCUCCCACUUCCAUUAGUAGGAGUUGUCAUAAAACUGCAUUGCAUCCUAGUAGGCACAAGCCUGUUUGUUGUGAGCUGUCUGUCUGGGCAGGGUGAGUGAGAAUCACCCCAUGAGAGGUACAGCUUACCUGAGAACUUACCCAGGCACCUCCAGAGGGCUAUUAUUUCUGCUAAUUUUUUUUAUUUAAAUUUUUCUUAUUUCUCCUAAAUAUGUGGAAUAGUUCCCAUUAAAGCCAUAGAGGAUGAAUCUGGACCUGACCUGAGCUUUCUGAGCCUUGAUCAACCUUGCAGUGAUUUCCUUGCAUAUAGCAUUCAGGUUUUGAGUUAGUUCAGCAAAAGGAUUUAAACAAAGAAAAACAAUAGUAGUAAAGUUGUCUAAUAUAUCUGCUCCUUUCCCAAAUUAAAACCUUUAUUUUGGGAAAAAAGCUAAUAACCUUGACAUUCAAAAUCACCUAUUCUAGUUUUAACUUGGAUUUGGUGGGAGGGAAAAAUUGCUAAGUAGGAAGUGCAAUGACAAUACUCUCUGUACUCUUUUUGCUCAAGCAAAUUCCUGAUGAAAUUGGAGAAAGUUCUGUUUGAAUAAGGACUAAUUUGACUACACAUUUUAAUGUGCUUUCUCAGUGUGCAAUAUAGGUGGAAAAGGCGUUAGUCUUUACUGAAAUGUGGACAAAAGCAGCAUAUCUGAGAAUUUAUUGUAUGUAAGGUACUACUUUGUCUUAAGGUUCAGCAGCAUCUUUAUGCAGAAUGUUUUUAGAAAUCUGUUGUUCACAUUUUCUCAGGCUUAUGCAUAGCAUUUAAUAAUGACUGUUGGAAAUGAAGGAGCCUGAUAGGGGACUCAUGCACCUCUAUAACCCAGGUUUUCUUAAGUCUUUUGUAAGUGCCAUGAUGUUAGCCAAGAAAAAACCCUAGAAAGCCCAUUUCCGUGGUAUUUCCAUAUCUAGUAAGGCUGUUGUGAAAAGGAUGAUCCGUAAAGUGCGGAGGAAAAUAUUUAUUGAAAGAACAUCUCUGAGCUUAUGUGGAAAGAGAGGAUGAAAUUAUCAUGGCAAAAAAGAUCUUAAAGAAAUGACAGUUCUUGUUUAUUCACUGUUUUUGUUCAAAAAUGUUAUAAAUGUUUGUUUCAGUACUUCUGUGUCAAGUCUCCUGCCCAGAAUAAAGUUACUCUUGAAGAAAUA